Molecule: messenger RNA, 687 nt
Organism: Episyrphus balteatus (marmalade hoverfly)
Lineage: Eukaryota; Metazoa; Arthropoda; Insecta; Diptera; Syrphidae
Exons: 2
Coding region: 1-687 (228 amino acids)
Biological process (GO): DNA replication, removal of RNA primer
Molecular function (GO): nucleic acid binding; RNA-DNA hybrid ribonuclease activity
Source: RefSeq, a predicted model, not a curated record
AUGAGAACAUGCCCUACAACAGCAAAGGAGGUUAUUCUUGAUUUCACUCCACUUCACCCUAUUAUUGAAAGUGCUGCUAAGGGAGCUAUCAUGAGAUUUGCCAAGGAAGGAACUGGGGCUGGAAAAUGCAUAGGCAACAGAGAAAGAGAAUUCCUGUCCAGAUCCUCAGAAGAAAACUUCCUUAACUUUCCAAGAGAUGCAAUGGUCACAAAUUAUAACUUUGUGAAAAACUACAAUAUACAUCUCAGUAGUAAAAAAGAUUGGACGGGUCGAGAACAGCAGAAGGUACAGGGGCAGGCGUCUUUGGGCCAAUCCCCAAGUAUCUUUCAAGCUGAGGUGAAUGCCAUUGUAAAAUGUGCAGAAAUAAACCUCGAAUUAAAACACCGGAAUAAAAACAUUGCCAUUAUGUCUGACAGUCAAGCUGCCCUAAAAGCACUUAAAUCCUACGAAAUCAACUCCAAGCUAGUAUUGGAGUGUAUAGGAAAACUUAACGAACUUGGCAAAAUAAACAAAGUCACUCUCCACUGGGUACCUGGGCACGUUGGUGUCCAGGGUAACGAGGAGGCGGACUCCUUAGCAAAAACGGGAGCAAAUUCCCCUUUAAUGGGACCCGAAUCGUAUUGCGGAAUAGGAGAAAAUGUCAUUAAAAAUAAAAUAAAACUAGACGAGGAGUCUAGGAGAGCAUAA